Messenger RNA from Prosopis cineraria, 1296 nucleotides. RefSeq names its product 3-hydroxyisobutyryl-CoA hydrolase 1-like. Gene Ontology annotation, molecular function: 3-hydroxyisobutyryl-CoA hydrolase activity. The record is from RefSeq and is a predicted model, not a curated record. Lineage: Eukaryota; Viridiplantae; Streptophyta; Magnoliopsida; Fabales; Fabaceae. The coding region runs from base 18 to 1160 and encodes 380 amino acids. Gene Ontology annotation, biological process: L-valine catabolic process. The transcript is spliced from 14 exons.
GUCAUAUUUUUUGAACUAUGGCUCUGAGUUUAACCUUUGUGAGAGAAAUAAACCAGGUACUUUUCAUUGGAAAUUCCGGUGUGAAGGAAGUGAUACUAAACAGGCCUCAAAAGCUGAAUAGUCUCAAUCACGAAAUGGUAAGUCAGAUGAAGGAGGGAUUAACGUUGUAUGAGAAUGAACCGUCAGUUAAACUGGUGAUUUUGAAGGCUAAUGGAAAAGCUUUUUGUGCUGGCGGUGAUGUGAUAUCAGUAAUUACUUCUUCAGUUGCAGGACAUUGGACCUACCCAGCAAGCUUUUACAAGAAACAGCUCAUGUUGGACCAUUUAAUAGCAACCUACAAAAAGCCAAUGGUGUGUCUGAUUAAUGGAGUGGUCAUGGGAGGAGGAGCUGGCCUAUCCAUGAACACAACUUUUAGAGUUGUCACUGAAAAAACUGUGUUUGCCAUGCCAGAAGCAUCUAUAGGGCUCUUUCCAGACGUAGGUGCUUCAUACUUUCUCUCAAGGCUUCCUGGCUAUUUUGGAGAUUAUCUGGGGUUGACAGGAACUCGUUUGAACGGAGCAGAAAUGCUUAAAUGUGGCCUAGCUACUCAUUUUGUCCCUUCAAAGAAGCUAAAUUUGCUGGAAAAUGCCCUGCAAUCCAUUACAACUGCAGAUAUGUCAACAAUUGCCACAUUAAUUGACAAAUUUACUGAUGAAAUAGCUUAUCUUAAGGAAGACAGCCCCUUGAGGAGACUGGACACAAUCAACAAAUGUUUCUCAAAAGGAUCUGUUGAGGAAAUUGUUCGAUCCUUGGAAAAGGAAAUAGAAGUUAAUGGAGCAGAAAAGUGGAUAGCAGAUGCGUUAAGUUACAUACGUGCAUCUUGUCCAACGAGCCUCAAGAUAUGGCUCAGAUCAGUGAGAGAAGGUAGAGGACAAAGCAUUGAACAAUGCCUCUGUCGAGAUUACAAUAUUGCCUGCCAUUUCUUUCGAAGAACUGUUAGCAGUGACUUCUAUGAGGGUUCAAGAGCAAAGCUAUUUCAUAAGGACAACAAGGCUGUGUGGGAUCCUCCAAAGCUGGAGCUGGUAAGUGAAGAAAUGGUAAAUCAGUACUUCAGGGAGGUUGAAGAUGACAAUUGGGACUGCCUGCAACUUCCUCACAGAUCAAGCAUUAGCAAGCUGUAGACUGAAGCCAUGUGGAAUAGUUAUAUAUGGCAUGGAUCUGAUUAAGGUCUUGGGUGAUUAUUAUUCUAGGCUUGUUUUAGACGAUAAUAACGUUGCAUAAAUAGCAUGGACUUGUUAUUAUUGGACAAGGAGUCAU